Caenorhabditis briggsae is the source of this 1527-nucleotide messenger RNA. RefSeq names its product Protein CBR-TAG-135 (gene Cbr-tag-135). Gene Ontology annotation, biological process: mRNA splicing, via spliceosome. Gene Ontology annotation, cellular component: catalytic step 2 spliceosome; Prp19 complex; precatalytic spliceosome. The transcript is spliced from 4 exons. NCBI's taxonomy places the organism in Eukaryota, Metazoa, Nematoda, Chromadorea, Rhabditida, Rhabditidae. Bases 1 to 1527 code for a protein of 508 amino acids. Gene Ontology annotation, molecular function: protein binding. The record is from RefSeq and is a predicted model, not a curated record.
AUGGCAGCUACUGUAUCAGAUCCUUACGAACAAAUACCAGCUGCUCCAGCAGAUGAAGAAAUCGAAGACAGACCAGAAGCGGACAAAAAAGCUCUACUCAACCAAGUGUUCAGGUCGCUAAAACGAGCACAAGACCUUUUUUAUCAUGAUUAUACACAACCACCUCCAAUGCCAGAAGAAAAUGACAAUCUCAUACGAUCUAUAAAAAGAACGCAUGAAUAUGGAAGUGUUAUCAAAAAAGUCGAAGAAGCGAAAAAACGAAGAGAAAACGAGAUGCUGGCUCUACCUACUUCCCAACCUUCUGUUGGUGCUGGAUCAGUAAUUGCUGCAGCUGGAACUCCAUUGGCUAUUACGGAUGGAACUGGAAAAUUGGUGAAUCAACAAGCAUCAUCCCAGAAAGGAAAACUGUUGCCUUUGGUACCUCUGGGCAGUAAUCAAAAUGGAGAAGACAAAACAACUCGGUCUCUCCUUCCAUCAAAAGCGCCAAUGAUGAUGAAGCCGAAAUGGCACGCACCAUGGGAGUUGUAUCGCGUCAUCUCUGGUCAUACUGGAUGGGUUCGAGCUGUGGAUGUUGAGCCUCAAAAUCAAUGGUUCGCUACAGGCGGUGCUGAUCGAAUUAUCAAAAUCUGGGAUCUAGCCUCGGGUGGUCUCAAGUUGUCCCUAACCGGUCAUAUCAGUUCAGUGAGAGCUGUAAAGGUUUCGCCAAGGCAUCCUUUCUUGUUUAGUGGAGGAGAAGACAAGCAGGUGAAGUGUUGGGAUCUUGAGUACAACAAAGUUAUUCGUCAUUAUCAUGGACACUUAAGUGCAAUCCAAGCUCUUUCUGUUCAUCCAUCUCUUGAUAUUCUUGUCACAUGUGCUCGUGAUUCAACGGCUAGAGUUUGGGACAUGAGAACUAAAGCUCAAGUUCACUGUUUUGCUGGUCAUACAAACACUGUCGCUGACGUCGUCUGCCAAUCAGUUGAUCCGCAAGUCAUCACAGCCUCACAUGAUGCGACUGUACGUCUUUGGGAUUUAGCUGCUGGUCGAUCGAUGUGCACACUCACUCAUCAUAAGAAGUCGGUCAGAGCUUUAACGAUCCAUCCAAGGCUGAACAUGUUUGCAUCUGCGUCUCCCGACAAUAUUAAGCAAUGGAAGCUGCCAAAGGGAGAAUUCAUGCAGAAUCUAUCUGGUCACAACUCCAUCAUCAACACUUUAUCUACCAACGACGACGGAGUUGUUGUAUCAGGAGCUGAUAACGGAUCUCUUUGUUUCUGGGAUUGGAGAUCUGGAUUCUGCUUCCAAAAGAUGCAAACGAAACCUCAACCAGGAUCUAUCGAGUCUGAAGCUGGAAUUUAUGCUUCAUGCUUCGACAAGACGGGUCUCAGGUUUAUCACUGCCGAAGCUGACAAGACUAUCAAAAUGUACAAACCGGAUGACUCAGCGGUGAGAGAAAUAAUAAUAUUAUUAAUAUGUCAAGAACUAUUUCAGACCGAAGAAUCUCAUCCAAUUGUAUGGAGACCGGAAAUCGUCAAGAAGAAGGCUUACUGA